AUGAAUGAAGACCAGACCGGAUCAGAAGAAACAAGUGACAGUUAUUCUGACGAUGAAAUACCUGACGGCCAAGAUAUCGGUAUACAAGUUCCUCGGAAUGUUCAAAAUCCAAGUUGUGUCAAAGGAAAGGGAAGACUACCAAAGA
Molecule: messenger RNA, 145 nt
Organism: Dentiscutata erythropus
Lineage: Eukaryota; Fungi; Glomeromycota; Glomeromycetes; Diversisporales; Gigasporaceae
Source: the annotation of a GenBank genome assembly